GUAACGGCUGCGGAAGGAGUCGUCGUUUACGUUCUACGAGAGGAUCUCUUUGCCGAACCGAUACCGCAAAUGUAACUCUGUCACACAAAACCAUCAUGGAAUUAAACUUAAGGCGCUUUCAAGGCGUCAAACCGUCAAAGGGGCUCCUUCUGGUGCCGUUUCUGCUGUCGGUCCUGCUCGUCGGCAGCCUCGGUGACGGCGACAGCAAUGGGCUGGAUAACGUCACCGAGAGGAUGGCUGAGGAAAGCCACCGACAGGACAGCGCUUAUCUGCUCCUAUUCAUAAUGCUUCUAACGCUCACCAUUCUCACGAUAUGGCUCUUCAAGCACCGGCGGUUCAGGUUCCUCCACGAAACGGGGCUCGCCAUGAUCUACGGCCUGCUGGUGGGUGUGAUCCUGCGGUUUGGCAUCCACGUUCCCCAAAGCAUGAACGACCUGAUCCUCAGCUGCGCCGUCAACGCCAGUCCUGCCACUUUGCUGGUCAACGUCAGCGGGCGAUUCUACGAGUACACUUUGAAGGGGGAAGUCAGCCGGAGCAAAGGUCAUCAAAUGGAGGACGUUGAGAUGCUGCGAAAGGUGACCUUCGACCCUGAAGUGUUUUUCAACAUUUUGCUGCCUCCCAUAAUCUUCCACGCAGGUUACAGCUUAAAAAGGAGGCACUUUUUUAGAAACAUUGGCUCCAUCUUGACCUAUGCUUUCAUGGGAACAGUUAUAUCCUGCUUUGUUAUAGGGCUCAUCAUGUAUGGCUUUGUGUCCUUCAUGAAAGUCGUGGGGCAGCUUGGAGGCGAUUUUUACUUUACUGACUGCCUCUUUUUCGGGGCCAUCGUCUCAGCAACAGACCCAGUGACAGUACUGGCUAUCUUCAAUGAGCUAAAAGUAGACGUGGACCUGUAUGCGCUGCUGUUUGGGGAGAGUGUUCUGAACGAUGCUGUGGCCAUCGUCCUAUCCUCCUCCAUUGUGGCGUAUCAGCCUGCAGGGGACAACAGCCACAGCUUCGAGGCCAUGGCCGUGCUGAAGUCCUUCGGCGUCUUUCUGGGCGUCUUCAGUGGAUCUUUUGCUCUGGGAGUGGUUACUGGAGUCUUGACCUCUUUCGUCACCAAGUUCACCAAGCUGAGGGACUUCCCGCUGCUGGAGACGGCGCUCUUUUUCCUGAUGUCCUGGAGCACUUUUCUGCUGGCCGAGGCCUGCGGCUUCACGGGUGUGGUAGCGGUGCUGUUCUGUGGGAUCACUCAGGCUCAUUACACCUACAACAAUCUGUCUCCUGAAUCCCAAGACAGGACCAAGCAGUUGUUUGAGCUGCUGAACUUCCUGGCAGAGAACUUCAUCUUCUCCUACAUGGGUCUGACUCUCUUCUCCUUCCAGUCACAUGUCUUCAACCCGCUGUUCAUCAUUGGCGCCUUUGUGGCGGUGUUUCUCGGCAGGGCUGCAAACAUCUACCCCCUGUCCUUCCUCCUCAACCUGGGUCGCCGAAACAAGAUUGGAUCAAACUUUCAGCACGUCAUGAUGUUUGCAGGUCUGCGAGGGGCGAUGACCUUCGCCCUUUCUAUCCGGGACACAGCUACUUACGCCCGUCAAAUGAUGUUUUCAACCACCCUCCUGAUUGUUUUCUUCACCGUGUGGAUCUGUGGAGGUGGCACCACGCCCAUGCUGUCUUUCAUGAGCAUACCAGUGGGUGUGGACUCUGAUCAAGAAAACUUUAGUUCUGCUGUGUUGGACGGGUCACAGCGGAGAAGCACCAAACAGGAGAGCGCCUGGCCCUUCAGAAUCUGGUACAACUUUGACCACAACUACCUGAAACCCCUGCUGACCCACAGCGGUCCUCCUCUCACAGCUACUCUGCCGGCUUGUUGUGGACCUCUGGCACGAUGUCUCACCAGUCCACUGGCAUAUGAGAAUGAAGAGCAGCUACAUGACGAUACCGACUUCAUUCUGAACGACGCCAACGUGAGCUCCAUGUACGCCGACGUCACCGUCAGCACAGACGCGUCCGGCUCUCGCACCGUCGACCCCAAACGCUUCACCGCGACCAGCGCCAGGGGUGGCUCGUUCAACGACACUCUGGGACACGAGCUCACCCUGACGGAGCACGACGUGGCGAUCCGCGGCACGCGCCUGGUCCUGCCUAUGGACGACCCCGUGGAACCCCCCACUACUGUCACGCUCCCACCUCCACCCUCUCCACCUCGCUCUGAACCCCACAGGCACAGACUGUAGGAAAGGUUGCACCAUCCAGAUAUGGUUUGUUGUUUCUGCUUCCAAAAAUUGUCCCUGUAAGAAAAUACUUUAGUUUUGAAGUCGGGUGUCAAAUUACUUUUAUGGAAUGAUUAUUGUAAUGAUUUGGUGUUGACUGGACCUCCACUUUUAACUGUUUCAACUUUU
Nematolebias whitei (Rio pearlfish) is the source of this 2378-nucleotide messenger RNA. RefSeq names its product sodium/hydrogen exchanger 6. NCBI's taxonomy places the organism in Eukaryota, Metazoa, Chordata, Actinopteri, Cyprinodontiformes, Rivulidae. Gene Ontology annotation, biological process: sodium ion transport; proton transmembrane transport; regulation of pH. Bases 96 to 2213 code for a protein of 705 amino acids. The transcript is spliced from 16 exons. Gene Ontology annotation, cellular component: membrane; recycling endosome. Gene Ontology annotation, molecular function: sodium:proton antiporter activity. The record is from RefSeq and is a predicted model, not a curated record.